Molecule: messenger RNA, 6778 nt
Organism: Acanthoscelides obtectus
Lineage: Eukaryota; Metazoa; Arthropoda; Insecta; Coleoptera; Chrysomelidae
Source: the annotation of a GenBank genome assembly
UCCUGUUCCAAUAAAUGGCCUUCAUUUGAUCUAUCACUCAUUUAAUUUUUCUAUUGUUUUGGGUGAAAGGAAGUCCCUUGAUAUUCUCCGAGUACGGACCUGUGUUUCGGACGGAACCAAUGAAAUACGCAUGCGCUCUUCACUAAUGAGUGACGUCAUUGAAAUGUCAACACUUGUCAAGUAGUAAGGCGUUACGUAAACUUCUAGCUCGUGACUGUUUCUCUAGCUGAAAUCGCCAUUUUCCUUCAAACUCUUCAGAAAUAAAUGCGGAACCAAACAAGAUAGUUUGCAUGUCGUGUGUUCCAUGUCAUAUUUAGUGUAUUGUUAAAUGUUAUAAUAUAUAGAAUAUAAGUUCAAUUCGCCAAUAAAAUGAAAAAUUUAGUUUUGUGUGUUAUCAACGUUCUAUUUUUUAUCCACACCGCAUAUUCAACGGUUCAAAUCCAAGCUAUAGACAAAAGUAUUCAUUUUUCACCUAAGGAGAACAUUAAACUAGUUUGUAAUGUUACAUUUAGCCAAGAUGAUCCUACACCAGAAGUUAGAUGGAUGAGGGGCGGUACUGCUGUAACGGCGGUGGAUGACUUGAAAGAGAGAGCGAAAGUACGGUGGGACCCGCACAAUCGUAUUUCGGUUCUCAUGGUAGAGCGGGCCAAAGAUGAGGAUGCUGGCAACUACUCUUGCGUCGCAUUCGACAAAGAGAACGAGUUGUCGCGGGACAGUAUAAUAGCCGCCAAACCCCUUGUUGUGCGUACACCAAAGAACUUGAAUUUUGUUGAAGAAGAGAAAUUAAGAGUAACAUGCAAGCCUAAUAGGGAAGCAAAAAUACAUUGGGUGUUCCAUGGCAAAGAGUACCACGAGUCCAGGGACCGAGUGAUAUUAGAAGAUAACGAAGAGGAUGGCAAGAUAAUUCCUAAUGGAACUUUCGUGCUAGAAAAGGCCGAGAGAGACGAUCGAGGCGAAUUACUGUGCGUCGGAACCGACCCCGUGACGGGAGACACUGCCAAUUACACUUGCAUGGUGCGCGUUAAAGACAAAUAUGCACCAUUGUGGCCAUUUUUGGGAAUAUGUGCAGAGGUGAUAGUACUAUGUGCCAUUAUAAUAAUUUAUGAGAAGAAACAUAAGACAGCAGAUUUGGAAGAGAGCGAUACUGAUCAAAGUCCUGACCAAAAAAAUACCCCUGACCAAGCAAAAGGGACGAAAGUGAGGCACAGGCAGUGAACAAAGAAAAUAGCGUGUAACGAGCAGUACCCCCGAAACCACCGCGUAUGGGCUACAAACUGCCUCUGUACUGUCUCAAAAAUUACACCGGUUUAGAGCAGGACGUUUUUUUCUUUCUUCCUAGCGGCAGGCCAAAAGACACUUGCAAGACUCGCAUACCAAAGUACAUUUUUAUUAAUUUAUAAUUAUCGAGGCCUGGCGAUUAGGAACUGCAAAAAACUCGACAUAGAAUUAGGUAAUGAUUAUAUUGUUGAAAAAGCCUUCCCGCGCGUCAAAUAUUAGCCGUUUCAUUGCAUUAUUUUUUAUUGCUUAUCGUUUUAAUCCAGCCAUAUGUGUACUUAUAUAGGUAUGUUUUUGAUAUCGUACUUGAAUUUAUCUGUAACAUUAGGGACUUAUAAAUUACAAACUAACUAAUGUGCAUUAACAUGUAGUCCAACAGAUCAAUUAAGGUUUAUUUCUUGUAAGUGAAGAUUGCAGCAAGUAAGGUUUUAAACCCAUUUUAAUCGCAUGAUAGUUUUUAUUCUAUGGUUUCUUUAUAUAAAAUAUCGUUUGAUGUUUAGAGAAUAUUUCAAAAUAUGGUAACACUGAUCUUCUGCGAUUUAUUUGUUAAUAUGUGUUUCUUGGGCAUAAGAUAUCCAUCCUCUGAGUUUCUGUGUUAGGAACUACAAGAACCCCGCAAUGAAAUUGGCUCUUAUGUGACGGAACUGUGAACAUUUUGUAUAUAGGAUCGGAAAAGUAUACACACUCCUGUUUAUAUAGUCGUGCUGUUAUAUAAAUAUUUUAAACUUUGCGGAUUGUUUUCAUUUCACAUUUGUAUUCCAUUCCAUUCAGUUACCUUUCACUAUCACUGCUUCUAUCGUAAAUCAUGGCAUGCAGGGUUUUUCCAUUCACCUACCAUUAAUUUUUCAAAAUAUUCUUCAGCUACUUUGCGCUUAAUUUAUUACAGCAAACAUUUUUUAGGAAUUCCCAUAGAAAUGAGCAGUUAAGUCUAGCUUUAGGGCCAGAUGACGUAUCCUAAUUGGUAGAGAUACUUUGGAAACAAUAUAUUUUCUUCAGCUGUGUUACAUAUUGCUUUGUUUUUCUAGAAUCACAUUUCUUGCAGAUUAAGUUGUCGGAUUUUAGGAACCACAAAGUUUUACCUUUCCUUACUUUUUUGAAGAAUCUGCAGGUACUUUUCAUAGUGCAACUGGCUAGCGUUGUCCUUAUAUGAACUUUGUGGCUCCUAAAAUUUAACAACUUUACCUGCAAGAAAUGUGAUUUUAGCAGGAUGGAUCAUCGUGUUACACAUCUAGAGAAAUGAUAAAUCUUCUGUGAAGCAGGAGGAGGAUAUUUUUAAUUUUUUUUCAAAUUGCCGUUCCAGAUGAGAGCAUUUUUAUCUCAGUUUGAGCGGGUCGUACACGCAUAAGCUAUCGGAUUUUUGAUCUUCAUUCCUCACAAAACAUAAUUUCUCUGGUUGUGUCACACAUUGGUUUGUUCUGCCGGAAUCGCAUUUCUUGCCGAUUAUGUUGUCGGGUAUUAGGAACCACAUAGUUUUGCAGCAUAUCCUGGUAAUCAGCAGGUAAUUUUCUCAUUGUUACUGGCUAACAUUGUCUUCAUAUGAACUUUAUGGCUCCUAAAAUUCGAUAACUUGACGUGCUAUAAAUGUGGUUCCAGCGCAGGACGGAGCAUCGAGUCACACAUCUAGAGAAGUGUUGAAUUUUAUGAUGGAGCACUUAGUUUAGAGGGCUGCAUGAUAUCGUGAUAUGAUUUUUCAUAUAUAACUCCUAGCUUCCAUUGAAAUGUUGUCGUAAAUAUUUGUAGUACAUUUCAAUGUUGAUAUUGCAGCAAACGAUAUCAGCAUUGUAGUACAAAUAUUCAAUUGAUCAAUAGAGUUGCUUUAUAUAAAGCAACACGUUGGGACAAAUUGGGAAAAACUCUGCAUCAGUUAUAUCUACCACAUAUAUUACCUUAAGAAAUUCAAUGAUUUUAUCCAGAUACUUUCCAUUAUGAAUUAUGAAUGUCAUCUUUUUGCUACAAGCAUUAUUUUUUAUACACAAUUUCUACAGAAAAUCGUUGUUGCUUGACUCUCAACGUUCUGUUUCUCCAUUAAUAAUAGCUCUACAUUGUAUUGAUUAUAAGGAAUAAUAAAAGUAACUAUGAUUUUAACAUUUUAUUCAGGUAUUUGAGUAUUUCACUUCUAGAACACUGUGUAUGUGAAUGAUAGACAUCAUUAAGCUAGAUAAACGUUAAAAUUGAGACAUUUUGAAGUGAUAUAUGAUAUGCUAAAAAUGAUAAUUUUUUAAUACAUUGACAAGGGGCUGUUACUUAGUCAGAAGGUUAACCUGUCUUGAUUCUGUGGCUUUGCUUGCUGACUCUAUCUUUAUCAUUAGAUUUGCCAUCACAUCCAUUCCAUUUGGUGCCAAGGAACUGUUAGUCUAAUCAUAUUAGACGAAAAUACCCCUGGUUUGCGAAAUAACUGUAAAGUCUGGUAUUAUUGCUGCAUGUUGUUCAAGGCGGUAUUUAAAACAUGGUCGCAUAAAAUGGGUACAAUUUUUGUGGGAAAACUUUUUACUCACCAACAAACAAUGAGAAAACGUGUUUUUUGGGAAUCAAUCGAAAGUGUUGGCAGGAAAGACAAAACUAUUCAUAUAAGGUUUUUAGGUAUUUUUGAGACCUACAAAAUGAGAGCAUACGUAAAAAGAUUCGACUAAUAGCAAAAAAAUUAUGGCCUAAAACCGAAGCAAACUGCAGGGGCUUGAUUCUAAAUGAGUCUCGACCGUUGAAAUUAACUUCGAAGGCGCCUUGUGACGAUAUAUUUGAUUCGCUAUGAUAAUUUUGCCAUCUGAUUAGAUUCAUCUCAUAUAUUCAAAUUAUCAUGGCAGUGUCAAAAUUAUCAUAGCUAAUCAAGUAUAUCGUCACAAGGCACCAUCGAAAUCAAUUUCAACAGUCGACACUCAUUUAGAAUCAAGCCCCGGGUCUUCAUACUUGUUAGUAAUGCGACGAUGGUUCCUCGCAGAUAUUUGAAAUACUUUAAAUUCGUAGGAUUCAUACUUCUAAAUAACCACAACAAAAUUGGAGUAGAUUGGUCAAUUAGUUUUUGAGAAUUUCCAAUUGUUUAUCCCAAAACACCUGUUUUCCGGCCAUCACUACUAGUUUAUUGAGCAAUAUACAGGGUUAGUUCAAAGAGCAUUUUAUAGCAAAAUACACUAGUUUACCUUGCUGAUAUGAAUCGCAAACCAUUCCGAAAGAUAAUAUUAUUUUUAUGCAAAAAAGGAUCGGCUACGUUUUUUUUUCUAAACAAAUUCAAACAUUGAGUAUUUGUUUUUAAUUCGCAACAAAAGAUGAUAAACACAUCCGCUUUGUUUCAAAAUGUGUAUACAAAUAAGAAAUGUUUGAAUUUGUGUAGAAGAAAAAACGUAACCUUUGUUUUUCGCAAAAAAUAACAUCUUUCAGUAUGGUUUAUGAUUUAUAUCGGCAAGGUAAACAUGUGUAUUUUGCUAUUAAAUGCUCUGUAUAUUGCUCAAUAAACUAGUAGUGAUGGCUGGAAAACAGGUGUUUUGGGAUAAACAGUUAGAAAUUCUCAAAAACUACGUGACCAAUUUGCUAAAAUUUUGUUGUUUCACGUAGUUGCGUGAUAUCGUCGCAUUACCAACAAGUACCAAAACCUGCAUUUUGCCUCGUUUUUCGGCCUUAACAUUUUUGCUAUUAGUAGGAUCUAUUUACAUGUGGUCUCAUUUUGUAGGUCUCAUAAAUACCUGAACAUAUUAUUUGAAAAGUUUUUCGAUUCUGGCAACACUUUCGAUUGAAUCCCAAAAAACAGGAUUUCUCAUUGUUGUACACAUUUUAUGAGUCCAUGUUUUAAAUACCCUCUUGAGCACCAAUAAAACCAGACUUGACAAUUAUUUUGGGGAAAUUUGCUAAUAUGAUUAGAGUAUGUAUAACAAUGUUAAACCUUUGUUCAGGGAUGAAGAUUGAGAUACAGUUAUUUGAUACCAGAUGGAACUCACUAUGCUGCGUCUAAACGUCUGUACCUGUCUCUAUUUUAUGAAAACGACAGCAAACCCUUGAUUGAUAUGUCAGUUGUAACUGAAGACGAUGAGAUGUACCAUAGAAACGUUACUGUGUUUUGUCUUCUAGCUAAAAUACGACGACAUCCUUAUCUCGUAAAAAACCGCAACUUAUUAAGUAACUGUAGCUGUUAAACACAAAAUUGAUACGUGCUAGCAAUCGCAGCCUUCUUAACGUCCAACAAUGGUGGCAGAACGUUGAUUUAAGUUGGGUUCAGAUUUGCUGCCCUAGAAAAUGGUUGAUCAUUGAGUUGCAGUUGUUUAUUCAUGGUACGAAUUUUGCAUUUAACAGUAACAUAUGCAUUUUUUACAUGGUAAGAGUGGACAAUUGUGACAUCACAUGUAAAUGUUUACUGAUAACCUUAGUGAAUUGCGAUCACAUAUGUAAGUAUAAUAGAUCCACAGUAUCCACAUUUCGGAGCAAUAUUGUGUUAAUGUAAGCUGAAUUCGCUACCAAUAAUACUAUUCAUGGUAAAAGCUUUAAGCAAUGAUGAACUAAAAAAACCAGGCAUUUUUUAAAACUAUGAAGGUUUCCCUUCAUUUCCUUGUAAGGACUGUUUCAAAUUCAAAAGUUUGCCAUAUAAUCUUACUGCUGAUCCAUCUGUUCAAUCCUCCUGAUUAGUGAGAAUACAAAAUUUUUUGAAAAACGCACAGUGCAAGAAUAUUUCAAUUUUGGACUUCAGCUAAGAAUUAUUAUGUUAUUGUUUAAUUAAAAAUAUAAUAACGGUCAUAUAACAAAAAUUGCGAGUAAAUAUAGUGAUAAACUAGAAAUGUUUGUGUAUGCUGUCAUUUGAUUAGAAUAUCGGAAUUUUUUUAUUGAGGAAAAAUUACAGUUAUUUUAUAGAAUAUCACUUAUAUAUCAUUCUGAACAUUAUUUAAAUACAGAAUUUGGUUUUAGCGUAUUAUAGAAAUUCCACCUCAAUUGUCGAAAACGUAACAGAUUCCAACAGGUCUAUCUAUUCCAAAUAGCUUAAUAUAACUACAUUUUUUAUCUCAAUCUAACCAAUACUUGACAGUCCUGUUAUAAUAUGACCAAAAGGGUGAUUCCACGGAUUCAACAGUUCAAAAUAGCUUAGGAUACCAUUGAUGCAAUAGAACCUUUUUUAUGUCUGUUUUGGAAAAAAAACCUUCAAAACGUAUAGCUUCUUUUAAAUCCCUUUUAUCAUUUUUCUGAAAACACAUGAUCUUUACGUAGGUACCUUAAUCUACCACAUACUUCAGUAUCAUUACCCCGAAUCAAAAUGUCAUUAUAUGUAAAUAAGUAUUCUUUUUCUAUGUAUUAUGGUUUUAAUCAUCAACUUUUUUCAAUAAUAUUUGCUAGAAUAUUUCCAUGUGACUUUUAAGGUGGGAAAACUGUCGGGAUUAACGCUUUUAUUAUUUUAUUUUUGCAUUUUUGUCUGUAACUCCCACCUGAAUUUCUACUAUUUUAAAUAUUAUUCGCGACUAGCGUUAAAUAUAUUGGUGCUUGCACAAAAAAAUGUUAUUUGUUAUAAGAGAAAUAUAUUAUUUCAACAUUU